Racocetra persica is the source of this 242-nucleotide messenger RNA. NCBI's taxonomy places the organism in Eukaryota, Fungi, Glomeromycota, Glomeromycetes, Diversisporales, Gigasporaceae. The record is from the annotation of a GenBank genome assembly.
AAUCCAUACAAUUAAUUCAAGAACAAGAAGUUAUACAAGUAGCAUAUAAACAACAAGAUGAUGAAGAGUGUAAAUAUAAAGAUGAAGAGUCUGAAUAUAAUGAAGGAAAUGAUUAUAUAAUACAAGUCAGUACUACUUUUACUGAUUGGAAGUAUUUAGAAAGUAUAUUAAAAAGAUACGAAUCAGAAGUUGGGUUUAAAGCAAUCAAAUUUCGAAUAAAACGUAAUAGUGAUAGAACUAUA